AUGCAGGCGAACCGGGAGCGUGAACGCCAGGAGAACGCCAAUCCUGUGACCCGCUACUUGGAUCGUCGCCGCACCGAGCGUGGCGGGACUUGGAUUGCUCAGUACAACGUCCCAUGGCAUCCGUACUUCAUGUGGAUGACGAACACCCACGACCCUGACUAUCCGGAGUACUACCUCGACAAGCCCGGCCACCCUCACCUCCACUACGAG
This is a messenger RNA of Symbiodinium necroappetens, 210 nucleotides long. The record is from the annotation of a GenBank genome assembly. NCBI's taxonomy places the organism in Eukaryota, Dinophyceae, Suessiales, Symbiodiniaceae.